Ricinus communis (castor bean) is the source of this 1978-nucleotide messenger RNA. Its product is annotated as splicing factor, arginine/serine-rich 19. Bases 70 to 1818 code for a protein of 582 amino acids. The transcript is spliced from 11 exons. NCBI's taxonomy places the organism in Eukaryota, Viridiplantae, Streptophyta, Magnoliopsida, Malpighiales, Euphorbiaceae. The record is from RefSeq and is a predicted model, not a curated record.
AAAAAGCCCAUUCUGUUAACACAUAAAAAAUUCAGAACACAUCUUCAAUUUUUUUUCUUAUUGGCAAAAAUGGGCAACAAAACUAGGAGAAAGCACAGAGACGACACAUCCACUUCAUCAUCGUAUUCUGAUGACGAUGAGUCAUCGGAAACCUCUGUCGACAGACGCCGGCGGAGCCGGAAGAACCGGAAAAGCAGUGAAGGGAGCUCAAAGAGAGAGAAAGAGAAGAAGAGAGGGCAAAGAAGAAAGAGAAAGGAAAGGGAUAGAGAUAGAGAUAGAAAUAAAGAUAGAGAUAGGAAGAAAGGAAAAUCAAAAAAGAGGAGAGAUUAUUACGAUUCAGAAUCCGGGUCCAGUUCGGAUUCCGGGUCUGUGUCUGAGACUAUUAAUCCAGAAGAUGUGGUGAGAGAUAUGUUAAAGGAGUUUCCUAAUGUUGGAAGUGAUUUAAAGCAGCUACUGGAAAUGAUUGAUGAUGGACAAGCUGUUGACAUAAAGGGUAUAUCUGAAAGGUCUUUAAUUAAGCAUUUGAAGAAGCUUUUUGUCUCUUUAAAUCUUAAAGAAAAUGGAGAUAGAGUGUUUUUGUUGCCUUCAAAUCAUUGUCCUACUUUGGAGGUUGUUGGACAUUUGAUUAAUUCUCAUUUAGAACCUAAAGAGCAAAAACGGCUUAAUGAUGUAAAUUCAGUACCACCAGCUGUAGAGAGUAAAAAACUUUCAGAUGAUAAUAAUGACUUGCCAAUGGCUUCUCCAGGAGAUGAUCUUUCUGGUCCAAAAAGAAGGAUGAUGGGUCCUGAAAUGCCUUCAGCUGAGUUACUUGCUGCUGCAGCUAAAUUAACGGAAGCACAAGCUGAGCUAAGAGAAGUUGAGUUGGAGGAAGAUACUGAACUUUUUAUAGGACCUCCCCCACCUGCUAUGGUUGCUGAAGCUGAAUCAGCAAAUGAAGCAGAGCGUUUUGAAGAGGUUACCAGAAUAAUGGCUGUUGAAGAUGAUUCUCCAUAUGAUGUUGUCGGAGUUAACCACAAUAUGUCUGCUGAGAAUAUAAAGAAGAGGUACUGGAAGAUGUCUCUUCUGGUACAUCCAGACAAAUGUUCUCAUCCUCAAGCGCACCAAGCAUUUAUCAAAUUGAAUAAAGCAUUUAAAGAGUUACAAGAUCCAGACAAGCGAAAAUUGUUGGAUGAACAAAUUAAACUCAAGGAGGAACAAGAAGCAUUUAAGGUUGAGUUGAAAGCUAUGCGUGAAGCUGCUCAAUGGAGAAGAUUGCAAGGUAUAUCAAUGGAGGGUGAUGAUGAGCUCCUGGCAGAAAUGGAAGUUAAAGUAGCCCCCCAAAGAGAUGAAUGGAUGACGACACUGCCCCCUGAGAGAAAACCAGGAAUGACCAUGCAAUCGACGACGAGAUUCGGUAAGUGCUCUAAAGAAGGACGUGGCGACACUAGUGUUUGGACAGAUACCCCUUCAGACAGAGCCCAAAAGGCAAAGAUGAAUUACUUGGAAGCAUAUAAUGAGGCUGCAGCACUUGUUUCAAAUGAAGAGGAAAAGACAAAGAUGAGUGCAGAUGCAGAUUUGGUAGAUAAAUACAAUAAAGCAAAACGUUCAAAAUCGUUGGUACAGAAGCAUCAAGAAGAGGCUGUGAAUCGGUCAAAGAAAAAAUCCAAGCAGCAGCAGCCUCAAAAAGAAGAGUGGGUAGGGCAACACCCAUGGAAGCCAUGGGAUCGUGAGAAGGACCUUGUAGCAGGAAGGCAGAAUAUAAAAUUUGAUUCAGAUAACAUGGCACAGGGUUUGUCUUCCAGGUUUUCAUCAGGAAAUUUUCAGAGGAACUUUCUUUAGCAACCGCUUAUACGGGGAAAAUAUAGUUGCAUGCUCUAUCUUGUAGGAUCAGGAUCUUUAUCAUGUUCAAUCUGAACACGAUUGUUUGUAAUCUCCAUCUUUUUUUAUUUUAAAUUGAAUGGUUGGAAAUUUUAAUGGUAAUCUCCGUCUUUAAAUUGAA